AUGAUUAAUAUAUUAUUAAUUAUAAUUAUAAAAUGUGUUAACUGUUUUUUUAGUUUGGAUUCUGAUGAAUUAUUUGGUCCUAUAAGUCCAUUUAAUCCUUCAAAGAAAUUGGAAUCAGAAUUAUCAUUUAUAAAACAUACAUUAUCUAAUGAAAGACAUCCAUAUUCAUUACAAAAUCCUAUAGAUCAAUUAUUACGUUGUGAAUUUGAUUUGAUAGAUAAAUAUUCAAUAAGAAUAGAAUUAUUAUUUGAAUCAAUAAAUAUAUUAAUACCAGAAGAAAAACAAAAAAUAUUAGAACCAAUUAUAAAACGUAAUUAUGAAAAUAUGUUAGAAAUAAUUAAAAAAUCUUUAAUAUUAUUACAGAAUAAUUUAUUAAUAUUAACAGAAGAAUAUGAGAAACCAAAUUAUGAAUUAAAACAAAGAGAACAUCGUACAUUUAUAACAUAUAAUUAUAUAGAAGAAAUAAUUAUAAUAAUAAAAAAUUUAUUAAUAACAUUAGAAAUGGAAUUAAAUCAUGAAUUAAUAAAUAUAAUAAAAAUGAAAAUAUUAUUAUUAACAUUAAGUUUAAGAAUUAUAUUUUUAGAAUCUAUAUAUAAUUUAGGAUAUUUAAAAGGUUUAAAUAUGAUAAUGAGUUAUAAUGUACAAUGUAUACCAUGGUAUUUAGUACCAGGUUAUAAUAUUGGUAUACGUUCACGUAUAUUACCCAAAUAUUUAGUAGAAAUUGUUAAUAAAUAUUCUAUAGAUGUUUUAAUAUUACAAGAAUGUUUUGAUAAAAAUAUUUUUAAUUCUUUUAAAAAUUCAUUAUAUCAUCUAUUACCUUUUUCUACUAAUCUUAUAGGAUGUAAGAAUGAAUGGGAUAGUACAAUGAAUAAUUCAAAUCGUUGGUUAAUAUUAAUAAAUGGUGGAGUAUGUAUAUUAUCACGUUAUCCAAUAAUAAAUCGACAUCAAUUAAUAUUUAAAAAUUGUCGUAAUACUUGUUCAUUAGCAUCUAAAGGAGCAUGUUUAGCAGUAAUAAAUAAAGGAAAUAAAAGAAUUAAUAUAAUUGGUACACAUUUACAAGCAUAUGAUGGACCAUCCAAAUUUAUUAGACAACAACAAUUUAAUGAAAUUAUACAAUGGUUAAUGACAUUAGAUGUUAAUAUUAAUGAUCCAUAUAUACUUGCUGGUGAUUUAAAUACUUGUUGUCUAACUGAUACAUCUGAAUUUAAUACAAUGUUAUCUAAUGAGAAUUUUAUUAAAUUUACACAUACAUUUGAUUUUAAAAAAGAUCCAACUUAUUGUUCUAUAACUAAUGAUUAUUGUAAAAUAUGUACGUUACCCCGUUACGGGGUCAGCUCCCUUUCCCAUAGUAGUUACACUUUUAGUAGUAGUACACUUCAUAACCAUAGAAUUAGCUCCCUUUCCCGGAGUACACUCUAUGGCUGUAAAAUUAGCUCCCUUUCCCAGGGUUUAUUUAGUUACAGUUUUAAUAGUUACUGCUUUAGUUACUGUUUGACCAAGCACCGUAACGCUGUUAUAGGUAAUGUAGAAUCAAUAUCAACAGUAUAUGAUUAUAUAUUAGCUGGACCAGGAGUAAAAGUAAUACAUCCACAAACAGUAAUACAUGAUAAACUGGAAUCACCAAUAAAAGUACGGAAAUAUUAUUUCUUUUGUAUUGGUACACAUACAAUGGAAACUUAUAAUCCUUCUGAUCAUUAUCCAAUCUAUUCUAUUCUAGCCAUUUAA
Molecule: messenger RNA, 1725 nt
Organism: Theileria annulata
Lineage: Eukaryota; Apicomplexa; Aconoidasida; Piroplasmida; Theileriidae
Product: sphingomyelinase, putative
Exons: 5
Coding region: 1-1725 (574 amino acids)
Cellular component (GO): extracellular region
Molecular function (GO): sphingomyelin phosphodiesterase activity
Source: RefSeq, a predicted model, not a curated record